GCCUCUCUUUGUAAAUUAUAGAUUUCCCGUUCUGUCAUUCCCAUGAUUCCUUCUGCCCCGCAGCAUUUAACUCUUUACUUCCUUGCUUACAUUUCACCCUGUGUUUUCGUAACCUGCACCCAUUCCCUUAUGUGUUUUCUUUCCCUUCCCCUCCCUGCAGAUUCUCUUACUCAAUACUCCUCCUUCCAUUUGCCACCUUCUUUCUCGUGUCUUGCUGUUUGUUGUCUGUCACCUGUCACAGCUGUUGUACUUGCCAUUUUUGGUUGUGGGCUGUCACUAGCCUGAGUCUAAAGAUAGAGCCAUGUGUGAGGCCUGCACCGUCAUUCAUUCUAUCAGCUCAUCGUGCUCUUGCUGUCCCUUUGUGGCCAGACAUUCUGUUGAAACAGUAUCUCUGUUCCCCAGCUGACUAUAAAUAGCAGAUCUCAUGAGUUGUCAGGAUCUUGACUUGAAAACCACCCAGGGACCAAAGGAGAUGACCUUGCUCUGCUAUAACAAAGGAUGCGGGCAGAGAUUCAACCCCACAGACAACAAUGCAGAUUCAUGUCUCUUUCACCCUGGUUACCCCAUAUUUCAUGAUGCUUUGAAAGGCUGGUCAUGCUGUAAGAAACGCACCACAGACUUCUCAGAGUUUCUCGCCAUUCCGGGAUGCACUAAAGGGUUACACAGCAAUGAGAAGCCCUCAGAACCAAUGAAGCCGGAAAUCUGUGGAAACAAGGGUGUAUCAGAUGCCAAAUCAAAUCGCACAACAGAUAUAAUCGUACAAGGUCCCAAAUCAGCAGAAAAAAUGUUAAAGGAGAGGCCCAGUGCUCAAGAACAAAUGCAACCACUUGUACUCAAAGUGUCCCAGUCACUUGAGAAGGAGCUGGAAAAACUGAAAAUUAAACCGCAAGAGAAAGAAGUGCAGAAAGUUGAAACUGACCAAAUAGGUGUUGGAACGACAUGUAAACAUGCAGGCUGCAAAGAGGUUUAUCAGGGGCCAGAAAGUGAUGCAGGAACCUGUAUUCAUCACCCAGGGGUGCCAGUUUUCCAUGAAGGGAUGAAGUUCUGGUCUUGUUGUAACAUCAAGACCAGUGACUUCAAUGAAUUCCUGGAUCAGCGAGGAUGCGCCUCAGGGAAACACCUUUGGAUAAAGACUACAGGCAGACAGGCAGUCUCAUGUCGCUAUGAUUGGCACCAGACAAGCAGCGUGGUUGUUAUUACUAUUUAUGCAAAGACAGCAAUUCCGGAGCUCAGCCAUGUUCUAGCGAAUCAGACAGCACUGGACAUUCAGAUUUCCUUUCAAGGCCAGAGCGAGUUUAGGAAACAAGUGGAGUUGUGGGGGGUUAUUGAUAUUGGCAAAAGUACUGUCAGUUUGUUACCCACAAAGGUGGAGAUUACAAUGAAGAAAGCUGAUCCAGUGACUUGGGGGCGGCUGGAGCUUUCUCGCCAUUCCCCACAGAUUACAGUUGAAGAAGAGCCACAAAUCAACCCAGAGAAGCCACCAGAACCUGAGUUCUCUGAUGACGAUGAUGAUGAUCUCAGCUGGUCUGAGGAUGAGGAGCCCACAGACUAAUGAGGAGACAUUCAUCAAUUGUUAUAUUACUCUGAUACUAACUUAUUACACUUCAUCUUCCCAACUUUAUUCCAUCUGCAGUUUUCCCUAUUUUCUAAAUAGUCCCUGUUUCUAAUUUUCAAUUUACAAUGUUUUCCAAUAAGCUAAAACACAGGCUGCUCCUAUUACAAAUUAUAAUGUAUUCCCUCUAGUAAAUUAUAAGGAUAAUUACUAGGAUAAUUGCUAGGAUUACCCCUUCCCUUUACUCUCUGUCGUGAAUGUUUUCUAAGCGGAAGUCCAAUAUGCUGGGGGUUACAGUAUCUGUGCACUGGGAAUGAUUUACCUUACCAGAAUCAAACAUGGAGUAAUUUCAGUUUCCCUGUUUAGCUCAAGAAAUAAGAAAAACCACUGGGAUUUUUUGUGAUUAAAGCAAUAGGAAAAGAGGAUACCUACUACAUUCAUUGCACAAGAUGGUAUACUGCUCCUUUAAGAAAUGUAUUCACAGUUGUGUGGAUCAAUCCAGAGGGGCCAUGGCUUUGUGGAGUUUUUUUUUUUACUAUAGUCCAGCAGAUGGCACCAUCGGUACAAAUACAUGGCUUAUACCUUAUUUACUUCUCUUCCAACUAAAGCUUGGUUGAGCGAGAUGCUAUUAGUAGUAUUACUACUAGUCUCCUCCUUUGCCUUUAUGAUCCAAUAGCACAGCUGGAAUAUCCAGGUAGUCUACUGUGACUCAAGGCUAAGAACACAUUGCAAAAUAGGGAUAACAGGUAUUUAGGCAAGUUAAAUAGCCUCAGCAGCACUUGGUAACAAAUGGGGUUAACUGCAAGGAAUGGUGGUAGAUUUAUAUAUGUGUAAUAGUGGCCCUUUUUUGUUAUCAGUAACACAAGCUCAUGUGUGUGCCCAGCUGCCUGUAGCGUCAGGUCCCAAGCAGCCAAUCACAGUGGUCUCUGCAGCAGCUCCCAUACAAUUCUUGUGAUAAUUACUAGUGUCACAGCAGGCAACAAAUCACCUAAGUGGCACUAACCUUACAGUCACCUUCUCUCUGCAGUUCUUUAUUUGCAUCCCCCAUCUAUUUCACUUCCCAUUCAUUCACACUCUCUCUCCCCUUUCACACUUCUUCCACCUCUUUUUCCCUGUGCAUAUAAUCUUACUUUAACUGGCCUGAGAUUUCCUGUUUUCUUUUGUUUUUCUUAAUAAAUAUUUGUAUAUUUUCCUGUGAAA
Xenopus tropicalis (tropical clawed frog) is the source of this 2752-nucleotide messenger RNA. RefSeq names its product integrin subunit beta 1 binding protein 2 (gene itgb1bp2). NCBI's taxonomy places the organism in Eukaryota, Metazoa, Chordata, Amphibia, Anura, Pipidae. The transcript is spliced from 12 exons. Bases 425 to 1552 code for a protein of 375 amino acids. The record is from RefSeq and is a predicted model, not a curated record.